Molecule: messenger RNA, 855 nt
Organism: Polychytrium aggregatum
Lineage: Eukaryota; Fungi; Chytridiomycota; Chytridiomycetes; Polychytriales
Exons: 3
Coding region: 1-855 (284 amino acids)
Source: RefSeq, a predicted model, not a curated record
AUGCUCUCCUCGACUGUCGCUUCGGCUGCCGCGUUUGUGCUGGCGCUGGCUCCUGCCUUGGCCACCGCCCAGUCCGGCAACUGGACUCCCGGCCAGGGCACGCACUAUGGCCCCUUCCCUGCCUACCCCGCAGCUUCUGAGCUCGGAUACUACCCCAACGAUGUCGGCGUCGGCUGCUCGAACGGCCAGCCCGGCGGUGAUCCCAACUGGAAUCUGGUUCUUGCUGGUGGUGUCUACCCUCCUCCUGCUGGCACCCAGACCGUCUGGCCCAAGCGCGCCACUGUUGCUGUCUCGGCCAAGUACUGGGCUGCCCAGUAUGCCCUUGCCGGCAUCGCCUACAAGGCUCCCAUUUGCUACCAGACCAUCUGGAUCCGCAACGCCAACAACCACACCCAGAUGGUCGAGGCCACCAUCGUCGACUUUUGCCCAUACAGCGGCUGCACCUGGGCCGAAGAAGAUCUCGGCUACAACGUCGAUAUCUACGGCAGCGCCACCUGGGAUUUGCUCGGCGGCCCGUUCCCCACCGUCGGUCCCAAGGUUGACAUUGAGAUCCUGUGGCCCGACUACCUGAGACCCAACGCUUCCAACACCGUGCCCCCUCCCAAGCCCUCGUCGACCAGCGCCGCCACCACUAAGGCUCCUUCUCCGACCACCAAGAGCACCAAGACCACUACCACUACCACCACCACCACCACCACCACCACCACUACCACUACCACCAAGCCCGUCAAGACCACUAAAACCACUAAGACCAAGACCACCAAGUCCAAGAAGACCACCAAGCCCCCCAAGUCCAAGAAGACCACCAAGCCUCCCAAGUCUAAGAAGACCACCAAGCCUCCCAAGACCAAGUAA